Molecule: messenger RNA, 7257 nt
Organism: Ctenopharyngodon idella (grass carp)
Lineage: Eukaryota; Metazoa; Chordata; Actinopteri; Cypriniformes; Xenocyprididae
Gene: ptprga
Product: protein tyrosine phosphatase receptor type Ga
Biological process (GO): protein dephosphorylation
Molecular function (GO): protein tyrosine phosphatase activity; protein binding
Source: RefSeq, a predicted model, not a curated record
GCGGAUCUCUCUCUCUCUCUCUCUCCCUCGCUCGCUCUUUCUCUCUCUCUCUCUCUCUCUCGCUCUCUCUCCUCUCUCCCUCGCUCUCUUCCAAGCCUGUUUUAAAGUCUCUGCCAGACUUCAGCUCAUGCGCUACUUCCUGGAAGGCGGAAUGGAAAGCUUCCAGAGCCGCUCCAACUCUUGUCUCUGUGUUUUCAGCCUGAUGCAUGGACUACUGCUCCUCUAACAUCUCUCUCUUAAUCCACAGUCCCCUUGACAUGUUUCUCUUCUGGACUACAAGCUCAGCCAUUUGAAAGAGAAAAGAAAAACUGUUUCCUUUGGCUUGGUCGAACUUCAAAAGAAAAAAAAAUCUCUCCAAAGGACUCACUAAAGGAGGCGGCCGAAAUACCUUAAAGCGUGUCCAGUGCGUUUGCAUUGCUUGUUUGUGGGAGUUUUUUGUUCACCAGGAGGAUAACUCUGUCAACAGUUGCCUUAUUCCAGAUCUCCAUGUAUACAGUGUGACAUGCGGAGGCUACUGCGACCGCGCUGCUGCUGCUGGUGGAUUCCGCCUCUGCUUUUCUCCACGCUCGUGCUCCGGUGGGCACAUUGUCAUCCCGCAAUAGCUGAGUGGGAGAAAACUGAGCAUCAUGACCGGCCAAUCGGUGACAGGCACCGCAGAGCGGCCGAAGAGUCCUACUGGGCCUACUCAGGGACGUACGGACCAGAUACAGGGUGGGCGGCAGCUUUUCCUGAGUGUCAGGAGAGAAACCAAUCGCCAAUCAAUAUAGCCGACCAAGACACUAAGGUCUCGAUGGAGUACCAGGAACUCACGCUGGACGGGUUUGAUGCAGAGUCGUCCAACAAGACGUCAAUGAAGAAUACAGGCAAAACUGUGGCGAUCUUCCUGAAGGACGAUUAUUUUGUGAGAGGAGCCGGGCUACCGGGCCGCUUCAAAGCCGAGAAGGUGGAGUUCCACUGGGGCCAGAGCAAUGGUUCAGAUGGCUCGGAGCACAGCAUCAAUGGCAGGAGAUUCCCUGUGGAGAUGCAGAUCUUCAUGUAUAACUCAGACGACUUUGACAGUCUUAACACAGCCAUACGGGAGAAGCGAGUAAUUGCGGCCAUGGCUGUCUUCUUUCAGGUGGGAAUGAAGGACAAUCCAGCAGUAGAUCCGAUCAUUCAUGGUCUAAGAGGAGUGGUGCAUCACGAGAAAGAGACAUUUCUAGAGCCCUUUGUGCUCCGAGACCUGUUGCCGUCUUCAAUCGGGAGCUACUACCGUUACAUCGGCUCUUUGACCACCCCGCCCUGCAGUAAAGUGGUGGAGUGGAUCGUCUUCAGUCGGCCUGUGUUCCUCUCCUACAAACAGCUGGAGGCGUUCUACUCCAUCUUCACCACAGAACAGCAGGAUCAUGUUAAAUCCGUGGAAUACCUGCGUAACAACUUCCGCCCACUCCAGAGUCUGGACAACCGAGAGGUCUUCAAAUCCGCAGUCAAAGAUGCUUGGCUGCCUGACUUGACUGACAGCCUGGGGAACCCGUACGGCACAGAGGCUUCCAAAGCAUGCAGCAGCGCCCCGAUCAACAUGAACGUCCAGCACACGAACAAGACUGCAUUAGUCGUCCGAUGGUCCCGUCCGGAGAUCACCUACGAUCCGCCCAUCAUCAGCUACCUCAUUUCCUACAGCUGGACCAGAAACGAUGAGUCAUACGAGGAGACGUACGUCAAAGGAAGUGAUCAGAAACUGGAGGCUGUCAUCACGCCAGUGUCACCGGAUGUGCUGUACCUGUUCCGCGUCCAGGCAGUGUGUUUGAAUGACAAGCGCAGUGACUUCAGCCAGAGCAUGCUCUUCAGAGCCAACACCACCAGGAUAUUUGAGGGCACAAGAAUAGUCAAAACUGGGAUGCCAACUGUCUCCCCAGCAUCCUCAGCAGACAUGGCGCCAAUCAGCUCCGGUUCCUCCACCUGGACUUCCUCUGGUCUUCCGUUCUCUUUCGUUUCAAUGGCAACUGGGAUCGGCCCCUCUUCCAGCGGCAGCCAAGCGACAGUAGCGUCCGUGGUGACCAGCACCCUCCUGGCAGGGCUGGGUUUCAGUGGAGGGGUCAUCUCCUCCUUCCCCAGUUCGAUCUGGCCCACCAGGCCUCCGCCCUCGACCUCUGCCUCUGCCUCCACCCGCCAGACCCCAGCCAAACCUAUGGUGACCACCACAGAACCGACUUCCUCGCCAGCCUCUGACGCAGACACCACUGCAGAGAGCGAUAGAUCUGAAGAUGGAGGGGAUAAAGGAGGGAAGGGUGAGGAUGAGGACGGAGAAAAGAACGGAGAAGAAGAAGAGGAAGAAGAUGAGGAGAAAGGUGCCGAGGGUAAAGACAGCAGAGUUCCAGACAAUGUCGAAAAGCAGACGAACAGCUCCGUGACGAAAGACCCGCCCACAGCAGCGCCAGAUUCGACAGCCAAAGAGAAAGGGGGAAGUAGGAAGGCAGAAAACAGCACAGAGCCAUCUAGUGUCCCGGAGGAUGACGUGGAGAAAAACACACACAGAAUAGAGGAAGAGGACACGCAGGUGCUGCCGACUGCAGAGCCAGAGGAUGAUGAUAAUGUGACGGCAGUAAUAGAGCCCCCAGACAGCAUGGCUCAGACCAGCAAACCCAGCAGAGGAGACCGCAACCACCUGCCACCUUUCUCUAUACAUACAGAGCGUACUCUAGUCUCCAGCAUGCACCCUGUGCCUGGUUCAGGAAGGAUGGAGUGGAUUAUUCCUCUGGUGGUGGUGUCAGCGCUCACCUUCCUCUGCCUCAUUCUGCUGCUGGCCGUCCUCGUUUACUGGAGGAGGUGUUUCCAAACGGCUCAUUUCUACGUUGAGGACAGUAACUCGCCCAGAGUUGUGCCCAAUGAGAGCAUCCCAGUCAUCCCUAUCCCAGAUGAUAUGGAGGCCAUCCCUGUUAAACAGUUUAUCAAGCAUGUAUCAGAACUCUACUCCAACAACCAACACGGCUUCUCAGAAGAGUUUGAGGAAGUGCAGCGCUGCACAGCAGAUAUGAAGAUCACAUCAGAACACUCCAAUCAUCCUGACAACAAGCACAAAAACAGAUACAUCAACAUCAUAGCCUACGACCACAGUCGAGUGAAGCUCAGGCCUCUGGCAGGCAAAGACUCCAAACACAGUGACUACAUCAAUGCCAACUAUGUGGAUGGCUACAACAAACCCAAGGCCUACAUAGCAGCUCAGGGUCCUCUCAAAUCCACAUUCGAGGACUUCUGGAGGAUGGUGUGGGAACAGAACACCGGCAUUAUAGUCAUGAUCACUAACCUGGUGGAGAAAGGCAGAAGAAAAUGCGACCAGUACUGGCCGACAGAGAACAAUGAGGAAUAUGGUAAUAUUGUGGUGACGCUAAAGAGAACCAAAGUAAUGGCGUGCUACACACUCCGCAUCUUCACUAUCAGAAACACCAAAGUAAAGAAGGGUCAGAAGGGUAACACUAAGGGCCGUCAGAGUGAGAGAACAGUUCUGCAGUAUCACUACACUCAGUGGCCGGAUAUGGGUGUCCCUGAGUACACGUUACCUGUGCUCACCUUCGUUAGGAAGUCCUCUGCCGCACAGACUCCAGAGAUGGGCCCGAUGCUUGUACACUGCAGUGCUGGUGUGGGCAGGACCGGAACUUACAUUGUGAUUGACAGCAUGCUACAGCAGCUGAAGGAUAAAGGCUCAGUCAAUGUGCUGGGUUUCCUCAAACAUAUACGAACUCAGAGAAACUACCUGGUCCAAACGGAGGAGCAGUAUAUCUUCAUCCACGAUGCCUUGAUGGAAGCCAUUCUUGGGAAGGAAACAGAGGUGCCCUCCAGUCAGCUGCACAGUUACGUCAACAACAUCCUGACGCCGGGCCCAGGGGGCAAAACACGACUAGAGAAGCAGUUCAAGUUGGUGACUCAGUGCAAUGCAAGAUUUGUGGAGUGCUUCAGUGCUCAGAAAGAAUGCAACAAGGAGAAGAACCGCAACUCUUCCGUUGUCCCAUCGGAAAGAGCACGUGUUGGUCUUGCACCAUUGCCUGGAAUGAAAGGCACUGAUUACAUCAAUGCGUCUUAUAUAAUGGGCUACUACCGGAGCAAUGAGUUCAUCAUUACCCAGCAUCCCCUGCCUCACACCACUAAAGAUUUCUGGAGGAUGAUCUGGGACCACAACGCUCAAAUCAUCGUCAUGUUACCAGACAACCAGGGCCUGGCGGAGGAUGAGUUUGUGUAUUGGCCGAGUCGAGAGGAAGCCAUGAACUGUGAGGCGUUUACAGUCACCCUUAUCAGUAAAGACAGACUCUGUCUCUCCAAUGAGGAGCAAAUCAUCAUUCAUGACUUCAUCCUGGAGGCCACACAGGAUGAUUAUGUUUUAGAAGUUCGUCAUUUUCAGUGCCCAAAAUGGCCAAACCCUGACGCUCCCAUUAGCAGCACCUUUGAGCUCAUCAAUGUCAUCAAAGAAGAGGCCAUGACCAGAGAUGGACCCACUAUAGUGCAUGAUGAGUUUGGUGCAGUGUCUGCUGGGAUGUUAUGUGCUCUCACCACACUGUCACAGCAGCUGGAGAGUGAAGGAGCUGUGGGGGUCUAUCAGGUGGCCAAAAUGAUCAACCUCAUGAGACCUGGAGUCUUUACCGACAUUGAACAGUACCAGUACCUUUACAAAGCUAUGCUCAGCCUGAUAAGCACGAAAGAGAACGGAUCAAGCCCCAUGUCCUUGGACAGAAACGGCAGUAUGGCCAUGUCUGACGAAUCGGACCCGGCUGAAAGCAUGGAGUCCCUCGUCUAAAGCCCCCGAACAGGCGCGAAGAGGCACUUAAUCUAACUUUGUAAAACUUCAAGGACUAAGACAGACUUUUUCUGAGGCCUUUUUUGCCAGAACUCUUGGUUAAAAGAAUAACCUGAUUACUUUUUUACACUGAUAAAAAGUUUUUGAUAUUUAUUUUUUCGCCAUUUUAUGUCUUAAUGUUAUCCUACUGAACAUUUGCACCGACGUUUUUUGAGUUCACGACAAACAAAACAAAAUGAAACACAGUUCUGUCUAGUUUGCACUAUGAAACUAUCAGUGUUACUGCCUACUCCACCAUCUCGACCACAGUCAGGCCGUCUCGCUCGCUUGAACUCUCACUGUCACACCGUUGUUUUGACAUUCCAUAAUAAAGCUGCUCUCCGAAGCUUUAGAAACGACCGCCACAAACGAAAAACGAUUUCCACGCACACCUCAGAAGCUGGAAAAAGAGAUUAAUCCCACGCCCAACUUGCGAAGACUCGCCACAAAACGCCAGAUUCACCGACGAAAGACCAUAUGAGCUAUAUGGACUGUUAGUUUUGGUUUGUUUAUUUGCUCUGAUCAUUUUGCGCACCCCAAAUAGUAGAUCUAUUCAUUAUGCUUCUAGUUAAACCCAUAUUUACUUUCGAAAAGGUGGUAUUAAAACAGCUACUGUGAACUUUUGUAUGAUUCAUAUUCUGCUUUUAAUAUAUAUGAAUAUAUCGUAUAUCAUGAUAACUUGUGCUUUUGUAAAUGUUAACUGUCACAGUCACUGCGCUCGGUUGAAGGAUCCGCAGAGCUCAUGACUUCUCUAGCACCCCCUGCUGGUUUGAUUUCGCCAUUGCUUUAUGCUGCAAGCUGCUACUUGUGUCACUUGAGUGCGACCGAACAGGUAAUGAUAUCGCAUUACCUAUGGACUCAUAAUGUAGGAGGUAAUUCUGUUAUUUGCCCACUUAAUUUUGUAAUUUUUUACUGCUCUACUUUGUCCUCUUUUUUUUUUUUUUUUAGCUAGCUCUCUGUCAUAAGCCGUCCCAUAACUUUGAGAAUAAUGUAUACAAGUCUCUCGAUGCCUUCUGUACAGUCUCAUUUCACCUCGGCAGGUGUGUGUAUGUGUGUGAUAUAGGUGUGUGUUGUGUUUGGUAUUGACUGGUUUUACUAGAAACCUGUAGACUACGCAUUUCUUCACUAAACAGACUUCUCACAGUGUCAUUUCAUAUCGAUUAUCCUCAGAUACGCUAGGAAAAAUGGUUACUGUAAUAUCAUAAAUGGUUUUCUCAUACCAUACAGCGCAAAGGCCUUGCUAACAUAACAUUAGAAUCAGUCUUAAAAAACAGGGGACCCAUGAUUCAUUAAUUUUUACCAAAGACUAAACUGUCACUCCAUUCACAAAACGUGUGAGAAAGUGUUUAUUUUUAUUGGGAAAGAAGUUUUAAAAAGAAUGUUUUUGAUGGUGUCUGGAAAAACAAUGUUGAAAAGGAUGAUUCCACAGGCAAAAUAAUGUUUGUUUUGUUUUUUUUGUUUUUGUCAAAAUUGUUUCACUAAAAUUGUUUGUUUCACAGGUCACUUUUAUUUUUAUUUUUUGCUUUUUUAUGUUGCAAUUAAAGUGAAUGAGAAUGUAUACAAUUACUGAUUUCUUUUGAUGUGAAGAAGAAAGCUGUUGAAUCUUUGUCUUUUGAAAUGCUUUAGAAAGAUAACGUUAUGAUGUUAAGAUGGAGAAGACACUUAUUGAAGGUGUUUAUUCAAUUAAUGUCUUGUUUCUCCUAAGAAGGAGGCUGAAAAAUUAAGUUACAUCUCUCCAACAUUUGGGGUAAUAUUCUGACUUUGCUUGUACAUCACGUAAGGUCAUUGGAGGUAACAAGUUGCAUUUCUAAAUCUUUUCUUACAUUUAUGUCCUGUGGUGUCCCCUUUUUUUCCUUUUCUUGCCCUAGCAUUAUUUGUGGGUUGCAUUUGCAAACAUAUUUGCAUUAUCAUGUACAUAUCUUUUGUCGCUUCAAUAACCCAUCGCUCUCUGAAAGCUUUGUAUCCUGGCAUAUAGUCGCAAACGUUAUAUUUUCAUAUAAAUCAACUUUGUUUGUUUUUAGUUUUGUGUUUAGUUCUCAUAUUGAUGGUUAACACAAAAUGUCCCCAGAUCCUUCAGAAGGUGGCUGACAUCACAUUCCAAAAACAUUCACAACAAUCAUAAACUAAGGCAGUGAUUGUGGUAUUUCUUUGUUUUUUUCCCUCUUUGAAUCUAAAUAAAAUCUGUUUCAUUGUCCAGAAGUGCAAUAGAAUAGCUCUUCUAAGUCAAAGAAUAAUUCUCUCAUAUAAAGCAGGUGGGUGUCACCAUCAUAUCCUCUUUUUGUAAUCUGGAAUAACACACAAAGGAUUUUUUUUUUCUUGUUUUUUUGUUUUUCUUUUUGUUGAAAGCUAUAUCAAAGCAUUCUAUUAUAGUGUUAUUUAAUAUGUAAAUUGUAUUGCUAUACAUAAAAUAAAAUAUGAGUUUUGAUGUACUUUAAGUAAAUCUCCAUGUUGUA